AUGGAGGGAGAGCUUACACGUUUGGAAAGUGAUCACUUCCCAAUUGUAUUAGAAAUAAACUCCAGAACGAAAUCUAUCCAUUUAACUAAAAGUGCCUUUUCAGAUGAUAACAUCGAUAUCUACCCGAAAAGAGCGAAAUGGAUCCCUAGAAUAGCAGAUCAGAUUACCAAGAUGCUUAACUCGUCGGAGAUAUUAAUGUUUAAACAAGAGUUAAUAACUAGGUCAGAGAUGAAUGAUCCUUUGAAUCAAUUCGGUUGCCAUAAUUACCAUAUUAAAUCAGUUAUAUUAAAUGCAAGGAAAACAGCUAAAACACUGACAACGUUCUACCACACUAAUGGAGUUCAAUUGAUUAUACCUGCUAUUAAGGUUUUUAGAGCUAAAAUAAUCUCUCAGCUUACUUAUGGCACACAGGUGAUGACAAGAGACAAAUUCCCAGAGUUAGAGGCAGUACAGACCUCCUUUAUACGAUCUAUUAUGGCUAUACCACCAUGUGUCCCGAAUAGUGUAAUAAGGUUAGAAAUAGGGACACAGUCUAUAGAAUCAAUCAUCUGUACACUGAAGAUUAACUACUGGUUAAAAUUAACCUUAGAACCUCAAGGAUUAGCCUCCCAUAUAUUAAUAGAUAAUUUUAAAUCUAUUUGGAACAACACUACCCUCAAUAAACUUCAGUAUCUUGGAUUUUCUAUGCAAUCUAUAGUACAGAUGGGAAGUGAGACCGCUAGAGUAAACAUUAAACAACGUAUCAGAGAUGUUGACUACCAAAUCCAUUUAGAACAAGCAAGGAAAUAUAGGCACAAUGACAGGUUUUUUAUACCAAUGCCAUAUUUGAGCAAUCUUAAUAUAUCUAAAUGUAGGAAAGCAUUUACCUGGGUUAGAAUGAAUGUUCUGCCAUCGGCAGUGUUGGAGGGACGAUACAAUAAGACCCCGUAUGCAGAACGUCUAUGCCCCUGUGGAAAAAGAGAAAUUGAAACGAAUGUUCACGUUAUAUUACACUGCUCUCUGUAUGAUCAUUUAAGAUCGCUUUUAAUUACACCUCUUUUAGAUCACCAAAUAUUAAACUCAGAAUAUUCACGAAUAAAUUAUCUCCUAUCGGAUCAUAAGAAAGAAACUACACUUGAGCCACUGCCCACUGGGUCGACAUCUUCACUGAGCUAUCCACUACGACUCCACAGUCUCAUUCCUGGUCACUCACCACCCAUGAGCGUAUACAUGAAAUUUAGCUUUUUUGUUCUAAUAUGCCUGACUUUACACUUGUUUACAUUCAAUCGCAUUUGCAAUUUUACUGCCCUUUCACUCAGUUUAGAAAGGUCCCUUUGGUUGAACAGCAGCAGAUUGUACCUAUAA
Messenger RNA from Rhineura floridana, 1344 nucleotides. RefSeq lists its product as uncharacterized. The coding region runs from base 1 to 1344 and encodes 447 amino acids. The transcript has 4 exons. Lineage: Eukaryota; Metazoa; Chordata; Lepidosauria; Squamata; Rhineuridae. The record is from RefSeq and is a predicted model, not a curated record.